GUGCGGCGGGGGCGGGCGCCAGGGGAGGAGUGAGUUCAGCGCUGGAGCAGCAUCUGCUCCGCGUCAGAGCCGGCGGGCGGCCAGGCCAACACGGAGGUCCAGCUCUCUCCCCGCGUCCCGUCUGCCGCGGUGCAGGGCCUGGGGCCUCGUUGGCUGGCCGGGGGCCGUCUGUGGCAUAAAUUGGAGCCGUGGGCUCUUGCUGGGACUUCAGCUGUCUGCAGCUCAGCGCCAGCCGUCCCGCCUCCUGCUGGGUGAUGGGAGCCCCACGUCUGGCCUUCCCCUGGGUGGCCGCCCUCUGGGCCCUCCUCCUGGCCUCGCUGGGCAGCGCAGCUGGCCAGCCGCUGGGGGCAGAGCCCAUGUGCACGGCCCAGCCGCUGGCCAGGUACAGCAUCACCUUCACGGGCAAGUGGAGCCAGGCGUCCUUCCCCAAGCAGUACCCGCUCUUCCGCCCUCCCGCCCAGUGGUCGUCCCUGCUAGGGGCGGCACACAGCUCGGACUACAGCCUGUGGCGGAAGGACCAGUACGUGAGCAACGGGCUGCGCGAGUUCGCGGAAAGGGGCGAGGCCUGGGCGCUGAUGCGGGAGAUGGAGGCGGCGGGCGAGCGGCUGCAGAGCGUGCACGGCGUGUUCUCCGCCCCCGCCGUGCCCAGCGGCACCGGGCAGACGUCCGGGGAGCUCGAGGCCCACUCCAGGCACUCGCUGGUGUCCUUCGUGGUCCGCAUCGUGCCCAGCCCCGACUGGUUCGUGGGCGUCGACAGCCUGGACCUGUGUGACGGCGGCCGCUGGCGGGAGCAGGUGGCCGUGGACCUGUACCCCUACGAUGCCGGGACUGACAGCGGCUUCACUUUCUCGUCCCCCAAUUUCGCCACUGUCCCGCAGGACACGGUGACAGAGAUCACGGCCUCCUCUCCCAGCCACCCCGCCAACUCCUUCUACUACCCGCGGCUGAAGGCCCUGCCCCCCAUCGCCAGAGUGACUCUGGUGCGGCUCCGGCAGAGCCCCAGGGCCUUCGUCCCACCCGCCCUGGACCUGGGGGCCGGGGGCAACGAGAUCGUGGACAGCCUUCCAGACCCUGAGACGCCGCUGGACUGCGAGGUCUCCCUGUGGUCGUCCUGGGGGCUGUGCGCCGGCCCCUGCGGGCGGCUGGGAGCCAAGAGCAGGACACGCUACGUCCGCGUGUGGCCGGCCAACCAUGGGGCGCCCUGCCCGCCACUGGAGGAGGAGGCCCCCUGCGACCCCGAUAACUGCCUCUGAUACCCGCGCCCGCGCCCGUGCAGAGACUGGCCCCCGGCCCGGCUGCGAAAUACCUCAGACCUGGGGCCCCGGGUCACCGGCCUCGUCAGGGUCCCGUCCCAGCUCCAGAAUAAAGGCCGGUGUCUCCCA
This is a messenger RNA of Dama dama (fallow deer), 1382 nucleotides long. RefSeq names its product spondin 2 (gene SPON2). Lineage: Eukaryota; Metazoa; Chordata; Mammalia; Artiodactyla; Cervidae. Gene Ontology annotation, cellular component: extracellular matrix. Bases 255 to 1253 code for a protein of 332 amino acids. The transcript has 6 exons. The record is from RefSeq and is a predicted model, not a curated record. Gene Ontology annotation, biological process: cell adhesion.